Molecule: messenger RNA, 1686 nt
Organism: Sordaria macrospora k-hell
Lineage: Eukaryota; Fungi; Ascomycota; Sordariomycetes; Sordariales; Sordariaceae
Biological process (GO): RNA polymerase II preinitiation complex assembly; transcription initiation at RNA polymerase II promoter
Cellular component (GO): transcription factor TFIID complex
Molecular function (GO): RNA polymerase II general transcription initiation factor activity
Source: RefSeq, a predicted model, not a curated record
AUGGACCCACCAGGGCCAGUCAAGCGGACAUUGACGCUCAAGAUCAACACUCAAUCCAAUGGCUCGUCUCAAGCAGUCAGGACGGGAUCACCGGCAGCUACACCUGGUCCUGGCCAUAACCUCUCUGCCGCCUCGCCACCUCCUCAGACACCGGGGGGCUCGCAGGGCCCUCGCAAGAUCAAGCUCAACGUCAAGGGCGCAUCCUCACAACCACCAACACCAGCUGGUCCGAGACCGCCGUCGAUUUCCAAUACUUCAUCUCAGCCGACACUACCACGGGUGUCAACAGGAAGCUCUGCUGCGCCCAACAUCUUCAUGAGCAAGCCCAAGACAGCAAACAAAGUCUUCUUGAACGCGGCGGCAAGAAAGAGACCAAGAGAAGAGAGUGAGGCGGAGGAUGGUCCGACAGCAAACGGGAUUGGGGGGUCGCCAAGGCCCAAGAAGAUCACGAUCAAGGCACCCUCGGCCACAACACCGAUGCAAACUCCGCUUCUGACGGCUACCAAGGUUCGCUUAAAACCGCAGGGCAGGAUACCAACGCGACCGCUGGGUGAGGGUUACGAUUCGGAGGCCGAUGAUAGGGAAGUCGAUCCUGUGAUAGAAGAGCAGUUGAUCCUCCGUAUGAUGCCUGGCGAAGACUGCGACUAUCUCCGGAAAGCCGUAGCAGAGAGGAAAGUGGGCGUUCCUAAAAAUAUGGGCGGCGCCGAUGUUACAAUGAAGUUUCUGGACGAUGAAGGACGGCGAGUAAUGUUUGUCAUUCGAGGGCAACCGUACGCCGCCAUUCUGGUUGAUCUACCCACAAUCACGGAAGGCAUGAAGACAUGGGAUAAAAAGGCCAUGGUCAAGUCAGCCGACAUUUGCCAGAUGAUCCUCGUCUAUGCUAAGGUCAAAGACGAGGCAGAAGCCAAGUCGGUCCCUUUACCCAAGGCCGUCGAGCAUGGCCACAGGUGGCCCCACGGUAUCACCCCACCGAUGCACGAUGCGCGGAACCGGAGAUUCAGGAAGCGACUCAGCAAGCUGGAAAUCCAGAACAAGGAACAAGAGGUCGAGCGGUUGCUGGCAGCAGACAGAGAAGCCCUCAGCUCCAGGUACGAGCUUGUGGCAGAGGGCGGGCAAGGAAAUACCGCUGCACCCGAGUCAGACCACGAGUACGGGGACGAGGACGGUGGCAUGAGAGGCGACGAGGACCAACAAGAUUACUUUGGGGACGCUCAACACCACCAAGACGACGACAACCUCUUCGACGAUCUCGAGGCAGAAUUCGAGAACGCGGCAGAUACGCCCGCCGAAGCCAUGGACGCCAUGGACUUUGGCGCUGGCACCCCUACAGCAUUGGGCGGCAUGGAUCUUCCCACACCUGCUACGGCCAACACGGGUACGCCUACCGCUGCACAAACCGAGGAGAGUGCGGCCGAGGCAGUCAGCGAGGAGGACGAAUCCGAUGAAGAUGACGAGGAUGAUGAAGACGACAUGGACGAUGACGGCGACGAAGAGCGCCAUGACGAGGUGGCGGGUGUCAAGGCUGAGAUUGCCACCUUGAGGAAGGCACUGGCCUCGUAUGAGGAGCAAUUGUCCAAGGCAUCGAGCAUUAUCAUGAAGAAACGUCUGGAGCUAAGCAUAAAGAACAUCAAGUCGGAGAUCAAGCUGAAGCAGUCUUCGAUUGGCGAAGUGUCGGAGGAAGAUUGA